AUGGGAAAGAAGAAAGCACUUGUCUGCUAUGGUGUGGAUAUUGAUGCCGUAGCUGGCUGGCUCGGCUCUUACGGCGGCGAGGAUAGCACGAGCGACAUCAGUCGAGGUCUUUGGGCUGGGACUAUCGGCACGCGCCGCCUUUUGAAGCUUUUUGAAAAGUACAACAUCAAAGCCUCAUGGUUUAUUCCCGGCCAUACACUGGAGACAUUUCCAGAAGAAUGCGCCAUGGUGCGUGAUGCAGGGCACGAAAUUGGCCUGCACGGCUACAGUCACGAGAAUCCUGUCGAUAUGACUCUGGAGCAGCAGCGCGAUGUCCUCGACAAGACGUGGAAGAUGCUCACCGAGUUCUGCGGCAAGCCACCUAAGGGCAGCGUUGCACCGUGGUGGGAGACCAGCGAAGAAGGUACCGAGCUGCUACUGAGCUACGGCAUCGAGUAUGAUCACUCAAUGUCACACCAUGACUGUCAGGCGUACUGGUUGAGAACCGGGGACACCUGGGCCAAGAUCGAUUACACGCAGAAGGCCGAGGCUUGGAUGAAGCCCCUGGUGAAGGGCAAGGAGACCGGCUUGGUCGAGAUCCCUGGUUCCUGGUACAUUGACGAUCUUCCUCCCAUGAUGUUUAUGAAGAACUCGGCGAACUCGCACGGUUGGGUAAACCCUAGGGACGUUGAAGAUAUCUGGCGGGACCAUUUCGACUACUUUUACAGAGAAUAUGACGAGUUCAUUUUCCCCAUGACAAUACACCCGGAUGUCUCUGGUCGGCCUCAUGUUCUCCUGAUGCAUGAGCGUGUCAUUGAGCACAUCAACAAACACGAAGGUGUCGAGUGGGUGACAAUGGGAGAGAUGAGCGACUACUUCAAGUCCAAGAAUUCGGUACCAGAAGGGGGACUAAUGCCUGCUCGUCAGGAGGAGGUGAUGAAAAAGUACGAGGAGUGGAAAAAGACGCAGUCAUAG
Messenger RNA from Colletotrichum graminicola M1.001, 954 nucleotides. Its product is annotated as polysaccharide deacetylase. The coding region runs from base 1 to 954 and encodes 317 amino acids. Gene Ontology annotation, biological process: carbohydrate metabolic process. The record is from RefSeq and is a predicted model, not a curated record. The transcript has 6 exons. NCBI's taxonomy places the organism in Eukaryota, Fungi, Ascomycota, Sordariomycetes, Glomerellales, Glomerellaceae. Gene Ontology annotation, molecular function: hydrolase activity, acting on carbon-nitrogen (but not peptide) bonds.